AUGAAUACAGCCGCUCAAGAAAAAAAGGGCACUGACACGCCAAGUUUAAGGUCCAUCCAAGAAAAAUAUGUGACAGGGGAAGAUCCUGUAGUGGAAAAUCAACAACCCAAGAAAUCAUGGAUGAGCAAAUUUAGAUUCACUGCAGACACCUCAGAGCAUCCGCCAGAAAUCUUCAACAUGACGUUGUAUCUUUCCAUCUUUUUAUUUGGAUUGUUUGGUGCUGCAAGAGGUUUGGAUGAAGGUAACAUUUCUGGAAAUAUUGCCAACCCUUCUUUUAUUGCCAGAUUUGGCUUAAAAGACCCUACAAAAACGGCCGACCAAUUGGCCAAUUUGAAAUCCAACAUUACUUCAAUGGUUCAACUUGGUGCUAUUGGAGGUGCCAUUAUUGCUAUGAAGUCGGUUGAUUUCUUGGGUAGAGUUCGUGCAUUGCAAUUUGUCUGUAUCAUAUGGAUUGUUGGCGUUAUUAUUCAAAUCACUUCGACCAAAGUGGGGCAAUUGUACGCUGGAAGAUUGAUUGAAGGUUUGGCUGUGGGUCAAACAGCAGCAAUUGGUCCCGUUUACAUGUCUGAGGUUGCACCAAGUCCCAUUAGAGGAAUGUGUAACUGUAUCUUUGCCGGUGCCGUGUAUUUUGGUAUCAUGUUGGGAUACUUUGCCAAUUAUGGUAGUGUUUUGCACAUUCCUUCCACCACUAGUUCCGGAUCCAUAAAUGAUAAGCAAUGGCGUGUAACGCUUUCAAUCAAGAUUAUUAUGUCGGGAUUAAUCUUUAUCCUUUCAUGGUUUACUACUGUUGAAUCGCCAAGAUGGUUAUUGAAGAAAGGUAGGGCUGAUGAAGCAGUUGAGAAGCUUUCAAAGUUGAGACGCUUGCCUUCCGACCAUCCAUACAUUAUUGCUGAGAUUAGUGAUAUCAAUGAACAAGUUAUGGCUGAAAAGGAGGCUACAAGGGGAUCGAGCUUGUGGACCAACUUUAAACAAAUGGUUUCUAACAAGAGUAUUGUGUAUAGGUUUAUUUGUAUUGCUGGUGCAACGCAAAUCUUGGGACAAUGGAGUGGUGCUAAUGCGGUGACAAUCUAUGCUUCUGAAUUGUUUGCGCUUGUUGGUGUUGAAGGUGUUGAUAAGUUGAAAAUGUCUGCUGUGUUGGGUGUUGUCAAGUUUGUUUCAGCUUAUCUUUCAGCAUUUUUCAUUAUUGAUAUUCUUGGUAGGAAGAGGGCAUUGUACAUUGGUAUUACUGGACAAAUGGCUUGUUUGUUGUAUUAUGCCAUCUUUCUUACCAUUGUGCCUCAAGCUGCCGAUGAUGGUGCGGUGAUUACUGGUGCUGCAAAGCGUGCAAGUACAGGUGCAUUGGCUGCUAUUUUCCUUAGUGGUACUUUUUGGACGGUUGGUUUUAACUCGGUGCAGUAUUUGAUUGGUGCAGAGAUUUUCCCCUUGGGUAUUAGAUCGUUUGCCCAGUCGAUGGUGAUGAUUUUGCAUUUUGCCAAUCAGUAUGGUAACUCAAAGGCGUUGCCCAAGAUGAUGAUUGCCAUGAACCCUUAUGGUGCCUUUUAUUUCUUUGUUGGUGUGUUGGUCUUAUCUUUGGUGUGGGCAUUCUUUUUACCAGAGUUGAAGGGAAGAAGUUUGGAGUCGAUUGAAGAGGUGUUUACCUUGCCAUGGUACAAUUUGAGACGUUGUAACAAGUUGGUGCCUGAUCAUUCGCAAAUCCACAAGAUUAGAUAUACCAAUAGCAGGGGUAAUACUGGAUUUGACCAUAUUCAUUAUGAUCCUGAGCUGAACAAGCCAAAUGUUGAAUUUGUUGAGAAUUUGAUGAGACGCAACUCAGAGGAGGAUAAAGAAGAAGUGGAGAAGAAGGUUUGA
Molecule: messenger RNA, 1848 nt
Organism: Lodderomyces elongisporus
Lineage: Eukaryota; Fungi; Ascomycota; Pichiomycetes; Serinales; Debaryomycetaceae
Gene: HGT17
Product: Hgt17p
Exons: 2
Coding region: 1-1848 (615 amino acids)
Biological process (GO): transmembrane transport; carbohydrate transport
Cellular component (GO): membrane
Molecular function (GO): carbohydrate:proton symporter activity
Source: RefSeq, a predicted model, not a curated record